UCUAGCUCGCUCGAAGAAACCCCAGAAGAAACCCACCGAGGAACCCCAGAAGAAACCCACGAAAGUUCUCUCUCAGAGAACCCAGAUUCCUGCAAAUCUUUGAACCCAGAUUCUCUCUCUCUCUAGCUCGCUCGAAGGAACCCCAGAAGAAACCCACGAAAGUUCUCUCUCAGAGAACCCAGAUUCUUGCAAAUCUUUGCACCCAGAUUGUCUCUCUCUCUAGCUCGCUCGAAGGAACCUCAGAGAAAAACCCACCAUCUCUCUCGCUCCGAGAAACCCCAGAAGAAACCCACGAAAGUUCUCUCUCAGAGAACCACAAUUUCCUGCAAAUCUUUGCACCCGUGCGGCUCUCUCUCUUUCUCUCUCUCUCUCUCUCUCUGAGUGAAAGUAAUUUUGCGAAAACACAUCGUUAAUGGGUAAGCGUCGGCGAACAGAAAUCGCCAAGAUCGCCGAUCCGGCCAAGCGGCUCGUGACGUACUCGAAAAGGCGCAAGGGCCUCUUCAAGAAGGCCUCUGAUCUCUGCACGCUCUGCGGCGCUCGUGUUGCCGUCGUUGUCUUCUCCCCGGCCGGCAAGCUCUGUUCCUUCGGCGACCCCUCCGCUGAGGAGGUAAUAUCGGAGUACAUUUGUGGCGGUAGCGGCGUGGCGCCGCCGAUGGGUCUGGCCGAGUGGCUGGAGUGGAUUGAGAAAGAGUGGGAAUCUAGCGUGACCGAGGAGGAGAUGGAGUCCCUGAUCGCGAAGUAUGAGGCAGCUCGUGAUCUUGUGCGCAAAAGGUUGGAAGAUCUGGUGAAGAAUUCAUCUGUAAACAUUGGUGCCGGUGCCGAUUCUGGAACAGGGGUUGGUUGUAAUUCCGAAAAUUUGAGCGAUCAAGAGAUAGAUUUGGUUUUGGAGGGUUUUAAAGCUCGUUGCCCGGCUCUCUUUGAGGACUGCCUCUGCGAUGGUGAUGGCCACGCUUUCUGGACUUCACCGGAGAAGUCAGCCGCAGCCGGCGGAAAUUUGGGAGUGGACUUCGCCCCCACGCGCUCUGAUCUUGAGGGGUGCGGAUUUAAUCCCGACAACUUUCUUAAUCUGUUUGGGGACUGCGUUGGUGACGGUGACCACAACAAUACGUUGACUUUGCCGGAAAACUCGGCCAUCUCGGGAGACGAGUCAAUGGUCUGCGAACUUGAGGAAUGCACAUUUGAUCCUGACGAAUUUCUUAGUCUAUUCAAGAACUGUGGCGGUGACAGUGGCAGUGACUGUUUCUUGACUUUGCCGGAAAACUCGGCCAACGGUGGUGGAAGCUCAGUAGAGGAGUUCAUGCUCUGCGACCUUCAUGAAUGUGGGUUUAAUCCUGAUGAAUUUCUUUGCCUCGAAGAGGACUUCGUCGGUGAGGCUAACCGUGACAAUUUCUCGACUUUGCCCGAAAACUGGGCCAUCAGCGGGGAAAUCUUGAGGGCUGGAAAUGAUGCCGACCAUAUUCUUACACUUGAAGAUCUAGAUGUUCAUCUAUCAGCUAUGAUGCAAAUGUGAAUAUAUGUGGUUUCUCUUGUAAAACUGCAUUAUACAUAAUACAAUCUCUUUUUCCAGUUCACUGGUUUAAUGGCAUUGGCUCUCUCUAUUUCUUUCUUUUUCAAUUCCUUGAUCGAUGGAAUUCAGAAUCGUCCUCGAAGCUCAGUAGUACAAUGUUGUAUCCAAUUUCAUUAUGUUCAUGUUAAUAAAACCAUGGCUCUGUUGAAUCUUUGUGGCGA
This is a messenger RNA of Syzygium oleosum, 1728 nucleotides long. RefSeq lists its product as uncharacterized. The record is from RefSeq and is a predicted model, not a curated record. NCBI's taxonomy places the organism in Eukaryota, Viridiplantae, Streptophyta, Magnoliopsida, Myrtales, Myrtaceae. The transcript has a single exon. The coding region runs from base 413 to 1510 and encodes 365 amino acids. Gene Ontology annotation, biological process: positive regulation of transcription by RNA polymerase II. Gene Ontology annotation, molecular function: protein dimerization activity; RNA polymerase II cis-regulatory region sequence-specific DNA binding; DNA-binding transcription factor activity, RNA polymerase II-specific.